GUAUUGAUAUUUGAAUGUGCUUCGUGACAGGAGUUAGCUUUCUGUAGGAAAACUUUAUUUUCCAGCGCUUGUUGUGAAGACGACGAUUAAUCUUUACUAACAAAUGGCAGGAAGUAACGUUACUAUGUUUUCACUGCACACCAGGAAACCGAUGAAUCCGAGGUUUGGAGAGGUAUCAUUAGACAUUUUAACCGAUAUUCUGUCUAACCUCAACUACAGAAACAAAUCCAACUUGGAGAAAGUGUCGGAUUGCUGUGGGUGUCUGAAAGAAAGGAGGAUAGUGGAGUGUGUGUUUCAUCUCUGUGAGGAGCUGGGACUGAAUCCUGCGGUCGGAUACCAUGCAAUCGAAAUUCUGGAGAGGUUUAUGGCCAAAUAUAUUGAACAUCUAAUCCGGAGCCAGAAAGGUCAAGGAGCAUCAUCUGAGGACACUGGAAAAAUUGAGGAGCUCAUCUUCCAAACGCUCAAGAAGAAGUCCUUUCUCUCCGUCCUCUCAAGCGUUCAGAUAGCCAGCAAACUGGACCUGUACUCCAAUGUGGUUAACAAUGACAUCGCCAUGAGAUUUCUGCAGGCAGUCGGUUACCCUUCCUCCAAAGAGCAGCUCUUGGACUCUGAGAUUCUCGUUUUAAAAACUCUCAACUUUGAUUUAAAUGUCCCAAAUCCAUUAACAUACGUGGAGACCCUUUUGGAAGUGCUGGGCCAUAAUGACGCAGCUGUCCCUGUUGCUCAACUACAUCACCUGUGUGUGCGUGUGCUGCAGUUCAUUUACCUGCAGAGGGAGACCAUCUACAACUCAUUGCUCAGAUCUGCCACUGGAUGCUCCAGUCCUUCACUUGAACAAAGAGCCAAGUUUGUGUGUGUGACCGAGGACUUCAUGCUUCUGGGAGUUGGAGUCAUUGCCGUGUCCGCCUUCAUUCAUCAUGUCUCAACAUGGGAAAAGGUAGUGGAGGAGCUGUCAGGAAUAACAGGGAUUUCAGGCCAGAGUAUCAUGGAGUUUGCGUAUGUCACCCUGACACACAUCACCAAGACCAAAUCCGUCUGAUAUGACAUGUGAAGGACCGAUUUCAGCUCGAGUACAGAUAUAAGACGUGUAAGGUGAUAACAUUGUAAAUAUAAGGUUCAUAAUUCUGUUGUAAAGAGUGCAAUGUAAAGAUAAAACAUGAAAAUGAAA
Molecule: messenger RNA, 1168 nt
Organism: Carassius auratus (goldfish)
Lineage: Eukaryota; Metazoa; Chordata; Actinopteri; Cypriniformes; Cyprinidae
Gene: cntd1
Product: cyclin N-terminal domain containing 1
Exons: 7
Coding region: 104-1039 (311 amino acids)
Biological process (GO): reciprocal meiotic recombination
Cellular component (GO): site of double-strand break
Source: RefSeq, a predicted model, not a curated record